Rhizophagus irregularis DAOM 181602=DAOM 197198 is the source of this 396-nucleotide messenger RNA. RefSeq lists its product as uncharacterized. The record is from RefSeq and is a predicted model, not a curated record. NCBI's taxonomy places the organism in Eukaryota, Fungi, Glomeromycota, Glomeromycetes, Glomerales, Glomeraceae. Gene Ontology annotation, molecular function: protein binding.
UUAGAUACGAAACAAUGGUAUAAACCGCCUAUACAAGGCAAUCCUAAUGUUGGACGAUUUGCUCAUUCGGCCACUGUGAUCGGGUCAAAAAUGUAUAUUUUUGGUGGACAAUCUGAUGGAUAUUUCCUGAACGAUCUAUUCGCAUUUGACCUACAAUCUCUUAAUUAUGGUGUAGCUCAAUGGGAAUUUAUUACUCCAUUAAACGAUCCUCCAGCAGGCAGAUCAGGUCAAACAAUAUGCGCGUAUAACGAUAAAAUUUACAUCUUUGGCGGUACUGAUGGAGAUAAAUACUAUAAUGAUACAUGGCAGUAUGAUAUACAAACCAAUGCAUGGAGUGAAUUAUCAUGUAUAGGUUAUAUUCCGGCUCCAAGAAAAAACCAUGUUUGUGAACGUUAA